AUGGGAAUCCAAGGAUUGUUGCAAUCACUUCGCCCUAUUCAAAGAACCAUCAAUAUCUCAGAAUACCAAGGCAAAACUGUCGCUAUCGAUGGUCAUUGUAUCCUUCAUCGUGGCGGUUUCGGUGCUGCAACAAAGAUUGCAUUGAACCAACCUACCGAUUCAUAUGUAAACUAUUUCAUGCAAUUCAUGGGCUUGCUUGAGUAUCAUGGUGUCACACCUAUCGUGGUUUUUGACGGCCUCCCUCUCCCUUUAAAGCAAAUCACCACGGAUGAACGUCGCAAAAACCGUCAAGCUGCAUUGAAACAGGGCCUGAAGCUGCAUGAACAAGGCAAAACUGCCGCAGCUGAGAAAUACUUUCAACAAUCAGUGUCUAUUUCGAAUGACAUGAUUAUUACUGUCAUUAGAAGACUGAUGGAAAAGAAGAUCCAGUGCAUUGUAGCACCCAACGAAGCUGAUGCUCAACUUACUCACUUGGUGAAUACAGGAAAAGUGGAUGCUGUUGUCACUGAGGAUUCCGAUCUCUUGGCUUUUGGAUGUGCGAAGAUCAUCUACAAGAUUGAUAGAUACGGUGAUGGUAUCGAAAUCUGCAUGGAUAAAGUCAUGAAUGACCACAGAAGCACCCUUCACGAAUAUGACGCUGAAACCAUUCGACAUAUCUGUAUUUUAUCCGGUUGUGAUUACCUGCCUUCCAUCAAGGGCGUUGGCCUCAAAACAAUACUGAAAAGAUACGAAAUCAACAGAAACACGGAUCAAGCAUUGUACAACUUGCAGCACCAAUUCAAGAAAGACUUCCCUGCUGAUUAUAUUGAGAAGUUUUACUUUGCAAAUCUUGGGUUCUUGCACCAGUGGGUCUACGACAUUGAUGAAAAGAACUACAAGCGUUUAAACCCACUGCCAAGCGAAUGCUCUGAAGACGAUAUCAAGUUGCUAGGUAGAAUUCCAACCGUGCAAGACUCCACCAUGUUCCGCGUCAAUAAGAUCAUCCCCAAGCCUAAGCCCCAGGAUAAUCCAUUAAAAGAGUGCAUUGUAAAAGAGUUUCUUGCUUAUACCGAGUCAUCCAAAGAGAAUAUCAUGCCUUCACACUUGGGAGUACCAUUUUCAGCAACAUCACCAAAGUCGCCCAAAUCACCCAAAUCACCUUCAUCGUCGUUUGGAAUAAGGUCAAGACAAGUGUUGUCUGUAUCUAAAUUACCUCAACACAACAGUAAUAUUAUUACAGCGGCAGAUUCAUGGACUACAACAUCUGAUGAGCCUUCUUCAUACUUGUCUAUGCCAAGAGUGGUAACACAAGGCGAAAGACUUGAAGCUCUGUACAAAAGAUUCGGUGUGUUACCAAGAAAGCCUCGACAGGUUACCAGUAAAUCAACUGCUGCUUCAAGGAGCCUAACCGAUACAUCGCCAUCCACCAGCUUACCAACUAAUAGCAACAAGCCACCAUCAUCUGAAUCUGAGAGUACCUCAUCUCGUGGCAUUGGAAAGAUUUUCCGUGGAACCAAUAUUAAAUCAGCAGCUAAUCUUCCUACUUUCUACUCGCGAGAUCGUGAUUCAUGGAUGUCUUACAUCAAGCACAAACAUAGUCCUCAUCCAUUAGCAUUGGGUUCCACAGUAAAACGUCUCUAUCAGCGCAUGAAGAGCAAGAAAGAUGCAUCUGAAACACCUUUAUCAUCGUCUCCAAGUUCUCCAACUUCACCAUCUCCAGUUGAACAACCUUUGGUGCCUUUGACUGAAACAAGCACAGCUUCAAUAACAAUCCAAAAAGACGCUGUUGAACCAACCCAAUCAAACACCGUUAAACCAACUCAAGCAGACGCUGUUGAUGCAACUCACGACUACCCCAUCUCUCCUCCUCAUACCUCAUUAAUGGAAUAUGAGAUGUCUAGCAACACCACUGUGAACGCGUCUGAUACCACAGCAUCUAAUGGCAACAUUAGCACAGACAAAGUAGCACAUGAGAUGGAUCAAACAUCAAGUGGCCAAGCCUGGGAGAUGAACAGCCGAUCUUCACCUUUAUCGUCGCUUACAGCUACAUCUAGCGAACAGAUCAAAGUUCCAUAUAAUCGCCAUACCCAAGCCAGUAAAUGGACUCAAAUUCUAAAUUCAACGCCAUCAUCUGGUUACAUACCAUCCAACGCACGUACCAACUAUUUAAGAAGCAACACAACUACAUGCAGCAACCAUAAUACGAUUCUAUAUAAUCGACAUACCCAAGCCAAGCCCAUGUACAGCGAUUCGGCUCCACCUGUAAAUAAAACACCAUCAUCUGAUUACAUACCGACCAUUGCACAUAUCAAACAGACUUCAAUCCAACAUCAUCAAAACACUCAAGCUAUGGCUAGUGAACUAGCUCAGCCUAUUGGCUUGGCGGCUGGAUCUGAUGCCACAUUACCUAACGAAUAUAUCAGUCAUUCAGCAAGCAAUACGACUAUAUCCAUCAAACACAAUACAACUCUACAUAAUCAACAUACCCAAUCCAGGCCCAAGGCCAGUGAAUUAGCUCAACCUGUGGAUAUGGCGCCAGCAUCUGAACACACACCUUACAACGCUCACAACAACCAUUUAACAGGCAAUGCAACUAAAGCGACAGCUACAACGGUCAUCGAGCCACCUCAAAAUAUAUCAAAUGAUGGUGAAAAGGAGAACAGUAACGCCAGUAGCAGCAAAUACCAUAGUAAUGACCGCCAUAUGAGCUUCUUAACCCCAACAUAUGAUAUAUCGAGGUUUAAUGACGAGAAAUUCAAGAAAAGAUCGUUGCACAGUGCUUCCACAACGCAAAGGAGUAGUUCUGACAAGCACAUCACCGCUCGUCCACCCGCACUCAAUGUUCACGUCAACUAUCCAACGAGCACUACAGCUACAUCCAUAAAUGAGGGUACAAUUCCACAUCAUCAGGAAGCUCAAGCCAAAUCCAUGGUCAAUGAUCCAACUCAACCCGUAAAUAUGGUACCAUUGUCUGUGCCUCCCAAUGCCCACAACAACCUCCCAAAAGCCAAUGCAGUUAAAACAACAACAGCGGCUACAACGACUGUCAACACGCCUCAGCAUGCACCAAAGAGUGAUGAAAAGGAGAACCCCAACGCUAGCAGCAAUAAAUACCACUACUGUAAUCCCCUUAUGAGCCAUUCAAACAUGUCAAAUACAACACAUGUGCUGCCUGAUUUUAACAGUGCGCAAUCCAGAAAAAGAUUCUUCGACCAGACAGAGCACAGCCCAUCCACUAUUCAAGGCAAUAGUCGCAAGAAAUGCUUCCCAGCUCUUCCACCCUUACCAAAGCGCAGAUACCGCCGUCAUUAA
Messenger RNA from Mucor velutinosus, 3291 nucleotides. RefSeq lists its product as uncharacterized. Lineage: Eukaryota; Fungi; Mucoromycota; Mucoromycetes; Mucorales; Mucoraceae. The record is from RefSeq and is a predicted model, not a curated record. Bases 1 to 3291 code for a protein of 1096 amino acids. Gene Ontology annotation, molecular function: 5'-flap endonuclease activity; metal ion binding; DNA binding. The transcript is spliced from 5 exons.